Messenger RNA from Mizuhopecten yessoensis (Yesso scallop), 1026 nucleotides. RefSeq names its product zinc finger protein 239-like. Bases 1 to 924 code for a protein of 307 amino acids. The transcript is spliced from 6 exons. Lineage: Eukaryota; Metazoa; Mollusca; Bivalvia; Pectinida; Pectinidae. The record is from RefSeq and is a predicted model, not a curated record. Gene Ontology annotation, biological process: regulation of transcription by RNA polymerase II. Gene Ontology annotation, molecular function: RNA polymerase II cis-regulatory region sequence-specific DNA binding; DNA-binding transcription factor activity, RNA polymerase II-specific.
AUGAUGUACUUUCAGUACAAUAAAGGAGAUGCCUCAAAGGAAGAAACAGGAGAGAAACCGUACAAGUGUGAUGUCUGUAGUAAGGAAUUCUGUUAUUUCUCUGAGCUGCAGGAACACCUGGGCACACAUACAGGAGAGAAGUCAUACAGGUGUGAUGCCUGUAGUAAGGAAUUCUGUUAUUUCUCUGAGGUGCAGAAACACCUGGGCACACAUACAGGAGAGAAGUCAUACAAGUGUGAUGUCUGUAGUAAGGAAUUCUGUUAUUUCUCUGAGCUGCAGGAACACCUGGGCACACAUACAGGAGAGAAGUCAUACAAGUGUGAUGUCUGUAGUAAGGAAUUCUGUUAUUUCUCUGAGCUGCAGGAACACCUGGGCACACAUACAGGAGAGAACUCUUACAAGUGUGAUGUGUGUAGUAAGGAAUUCUGUUAUUUCUCUGAGCUGCAGGAACACCUGGGCACACAUACAGGAGACAACUCUUACAAGUGUGAUGUGUGUAGUAAGGAAUUUUCUUUAUCAUCAAAUCUACAAAGACACAUAAAAUUACAUACAGGAGAGAAGCCAUACAAGUGUGAUAUCUGUAGUAAAGAAUUUUCUCAAUCAUCUUACUUACAGACACACAGACGAGUACAUACUGGAGAGAAGCCAUACAAGUGUGAUAUCUGUAGUAAGGAGUUCUCUGUAUCAUCUAGCUUACAGAGACACAGACGAGUACAUACAGGAGAGAAGCCAUACAAGUGUGAUAUCUGUAGUAAGGAAUUUUCUCAAUCAUCUUACUUACAGACACACAGACAAGUACAUACUGGAGAGAAGCCAUACAAGUGUGAUAUCUGUAGUAAGGGUUUUUCUCAAUCAUCUAACUUACAGACCCACAGACGGGUACAUACAGGAGAGAAGCCAUACAAGUGUAAUAUCUUAAGUUAAGAAUUUUCUCAAUCAUCUUACUUACAGACACACAGACGAGUACAUACAGGAGAGAAGCCAUACAAGAGAGAAGCCAUACAAGUGUGAUAUCUGUAGUAAAGA